Molecule: messenger RNA, 2639 nt
Organism: Spirometra erinaceieuropaei
Lineage: Eukaryota; Metazoa; Platyhelminthes; Cestoda; Diphyllobothriidea; Diphyllobothriidae
Source: the annotation of a GenBank genome assembly
AUGGAAAAUAGGAUCCAGCGGAGUGGCAACAUCAUGGACACGAGACGGUCGUUGAUCUCCCUGCGCGAGACAAGUCAGCCGUCCCAUCAUCGCAGUCUUGACGGCAAAAUAGACUCAGGUCUGCUAUCGUUUUGUCUUUGGACGUCUGCUUCAAUAAAAAGUGGACUCAGCUUUCAGUUGUCCUUGUUCGGGGAAGCGGAUAUAACCGAACGUUUUGACGUCCACUUUCUAGCGAGCCUACUCGUUGGUGCUCAGGCCUGUUCUCUUUCUCGUUUGGUUGACUUGUAGCUUUCCUAAAUCCGAACAAACAGUCCGGGCUGGCCGCGUGAAUAAUGCUACGCUGGGAGAUUUCGCGGAGGCAUGGGGAUGGUUGUCGUCAAUUCGCAUGUUGUUUCGAAUGCCUGUCUUGCAUCCACAAGCCGCGACCUUCUUCUCGAAGGCUGUUGUUCUCACACACGCCCUCGUACCAGUGUUUUUUAUCGGCCACUUGCUGAUUCUCACCCGUUCACCGUCUACGUAUUAUAACUUCGGCUCUUUAACUGAAACUGUCUCUUUUUAAACAGUUUGGACCAAUUUUCUGAACAGGCGAGUGCGUACAACAAUUCCCUUCUAGGUAUUAGGAUUAAAUUAAUGCCACCCAGUAUAUAAAGGUGAUUUUCGGUGAUAUCGCUAUGUGAUUAACAUUUGCGGUGCUCUUAACUUAAUUUAGUCACCCAAGUGCAAAUUAAAUCGUGAACUUUGAAGACGUUGUUGCACAAAGUUGCGUUCUCUCUCCCUCUCGAUAAAAAGAAAAAUGCGAGUUGUACUACCUCCUUUCGCUCCAGAAGUCUAACAAGACUUUACUAGAGCGCAGGAUUUUGAAGGUGAGAACUCUGUAUUACUUGACGGACAUUUCCGGCUCUUCCUCUGCCAAUGAAAGAAAACAUACGACCAAUCGGCAACACGUGUUCGCUUUUGUUAACAUCUAACCACCGAACGGAAUUAGCUAGUAAAGUUGGUGAUCGUUACACAGUCUCCUCUUUCAUUUGCGUGCGGCAGUUUAGAUUUGUGAGCGAGCGCAGGAGAGUUGUCAAAGGCACUCGCCUUGCACGUUGGCUCUAAUGAAUAUCACGCAGUCGACCAUAUCCCUGCCAGUUACAAUUCGAACAGUUGUCAGCCAGAUCAGCUACAUCCUCGACCACUCGAAUAAUAAAUAUAAAUUUGCAUUCUCGAGAGGGAGCAUUCUGAGAUAUUCCCGUCAAACAAUUUCUCGGAAUCGAAAGCAUAAUGGCGAAUUUCAGCAUGAAAUCGUUCCAAUUGUGAAGCACAGACAGAUCAAGCUGCCUGUCAAUAACAUCGGGUGACAAAUGGCUAUUAAUGCUAUUAAUUGAGCCACGCCCAGGUAGAGAGGCCGAAAUCUUCCGCCGACCUGGGACUUUUUCGCGUCUUAUCUCAAGGUAUGUUGAAAUUAGUUAAAAUUUUGUACAGAUUUGAUGUCCGAAGUCCAGCGAGAGAUUACCGAUGUAAAGACAAUUUACGGUUAGGGACAGUUUUAAUCCAAUAAAUGCAAAUUGCAGAGUGCGACUAGUAGUCAAUCGAUACAGUCUGGCAAAACUCAAAAGGGAAAUGGCAACCGAUAAUUCUAAAAGAAUAAGCCUGUAUUUACAAAACUUUGUCCAAAAAAACAAUGGCUAAAAGCCCGUGUGUCUUUUAGAAAAGUCUCUUUAAAAAUAUCUUCCACUCAUUUUCAAAUUUGAAGCCAGGGGCUUGAAUUCACGGCCAAAGUUCAAAGAUUUAUUUUAACUACAUCGCCUGGGGGGUUUCUGGAGCAACUGCGGUAGCGUGACGCAUCAACGUAUCCUUCAGCUUCCUGGUUUCGUUUCCUGCUGGGCAUCUAAAUUAGAGAUUGCACUUUUAAAUUUUUCACUAUCAAAAGCUAAAGUGGGAAGAGUUCGUUGAAACUAGGACUCGGUAACGGAGUUCAUGUUUUCGAUUUCAUGAUUCUCGGCCUUUAGACAUAUAGAUAUAGGACUAAGGACGCGCACGAGCAUGCUUUAGUGAUAAAGCGAAAGGACGUAAGAGCGCAUAUCGCCAUGCACAACAUGGAAAAUAGUAAGCAUUUCGACCUUGGACGAUGCCCAAAUGCUCGGUCGAGCGGAAAGCAAAUCGAUGAGAGAGAUAUUCGUAGACCUUUAUCUGCGAAUGUCUCUGAUGAUGGAUUCGAGGGAGAAUCCGAAACGUCAGGCAAAUAAAUUUCUUGUUCCAGUGAUCGCAUCUUCAUCUUCUAUUCGUAGUUUGAUGACCGGAUAUCAGUUCGAUCAGCCGUAGCGUCGACUUGCCAGCGCCAUACGAGGCCGUCAGGGACCAGUUAUGCACGAGAGAAGGGCCAAUGAGAAGCGAGAGUGGUCGACCUAUCAGGCCUGAGCAUAAAAGAUCUAUCUUUGUCUGAUUCCGAUGAUGAUGAUGAUGAGGAGGAGGAGGAGGAUGAUGAUGAUGAUGAUGAUGGUGGUGGUGGUGGUGGUGGUGGUGGUGAUGAUGAUGAUGAUGAUGAUGAUGAUGAUGAUGAUGAUGAUGAUGAUGAUGAUGAUGAUGAUGAUGAUGAUGAUGAUGAUGAUGAUGAUGAUGAUGAUGAUGAUGAUGAUGAUGAUGAUGAUGAUUAA